AUGCCGGUUAUCUGCAUUUCUCUCUGCACGAGCUGUCACGCUGACAGCUCACUGAUGAUCAGUGUGCCCUGAUGAUCUGUGUAGCCCCAGCAGCGCCACCUGUCAGUGUCCAUCAGUGCCAGCUCUUAGUGCUCAUCCAUGCCACCUGCCAGUGCCCAUCAGUGCUACAUCAGUGCCCAUCUGAGCUGCCUUUCAGUGUCACCCAUCAGUUCUGCCAAUCAGUGGCACCUAUCAGUGCCAGUCAGUGCCACCUGUCAGUGCUGCCUAUCAGUGUGCAUCAGUGCCCGUGCUGCCUAUCAGUGCCGCCUAACAGU
Molecule: messenger RNA, 314 nt
Organism: Staurois parvus
Lineage: Eukaryota; Metazoa; Chordata; Amphibia; Anura; Ranidae
Source: the annotation of a GenBank genome assembly